GUCGACGUAUUGAUGUGCCUUUAGAACUUAACAACUCUGCUGUCAUAGAACGAUUGCUUCGUAAAAAAUGGCGACACUUACGAAAGCAAUGCAAGUUUCUAAAGGCGUGCACAAUGUAACGAAACUCUUUACAAACUUGUCUUUAACGUCAAGUGUCAUUGCUUCUCCUAAACAUGAAUUUCGUGGCAGCACACCAUCUCUUUGUUGUGCAUUUAUACACAUUACGUCAGAACGUCGUGACCUAAUGGAAUUUUUUGAUGAACCAAACCAUUGGGGGAAAAAUGAAGUAAAAGUUGGUCGGUCUUGGAGGAGGGAUGAAUUGAGAUUAAAAAGCAAUUCUGAUCUUCACAAGUUGUGGUUUGUGUUAUUGAAAGAACGUAAUAUGCUUAUGACUAUGGAACAAGCUUGUAAAGAUGCUUUUGAGAUUUUCCCAAAUCCUGAACGUUUAGAUAAGGUCCAAGACAGUAUGAAUAACUUGGAGACAGUAGUCCGUGAAAGAAAUAGAGCUUACCACUUACUUGAGACUGGUGAGACAGGAGAAAGACCUGGGAGAUUAGUUCACAAUCGCUUAGGUAUGAGAUUUUUCUAUCAAAUGCGUCAGUAUACAAUUCCAAAAUUCAUGAACACAAAGUGGCACAAAUUGCACCAAUUUGGCUAUGGUGGAUUUGCAGUUCGAAAGUUCCUGCGAUUAUAUAGAGAAAAACUCUGGAAUGAGAAACGCAAAGCAAGAAAUCGUGAAAUACGUCGUGCCACCGUAUUACUAAGAAGAUUCCCGAAUAUGAAUCUUGAAGCUCUAAAAAAACAAUAUCCAAAUGUUAAUGUGGAAAAAACAAAAAUAUUUGACGGAGCAAGAAGCCAUACAGUACCUCAAUGAGCGCAAUGUUGAUGUAAUAGUGCAUUGUUGAACGUCUAUUAUAUAUGUAAAGAAUUUAAUAAUAGAAAUAGAUUUACUCUCUAGAUUUUACCUUUA
Molecule: messenger RNA, 970 nt
Organism: Odontomachus brunneus
Lineage: Eukaryota; Metazoa; Arthropoda; Insecta; Hymenoptera; Formicidae
Gene: mRpL47
Product: 39S ribosomal protein L47, mitochondrial
Exons: 5
Coding region: 68-874 (268 amino acids)
Biological process (GO): mitochondrial translation
Cellular component (GO): mitochondrial ribosome; mitochondrial large ribosomal subunit
Molecular function (GO): structural constituent of ribosome
Source: RefSeq, a predicted model, not a curated record